Chaetomium globosum CBS 148.51 is the source of this 753-nucleotide messenger RNA. RefSeq lists its product as uncharacterized. NCBI's taxonomy places the organism in Eukaryota, Fungi, Ascomycota, Sordariomycetes, Sordariales, Chaetomiaceae. The record is from RefSeq and is a predicted model, not a curated record. The transcript has 4 exons. The coding region runs from base 1 to 753 and encodes 250 amino acids.
AUGGCCGUAUCGAAGUCCUUCUACGCAAUCGUAGCCGGCGUCGGCGCAGGCACGGGCCGCUCCGUCGCCUUGCGCUUCGCCCAGGCCUACCCUGUUGUGCUGCUAGCCCGCAACCCGGCGAAUUACGAAGACAUCGUCUCAGAGAUCGAGCAGCAAGGCGGCGAGGCGCUGGGCAUCAGCGCGGAUACCUCAGACCAGGCAGCAAUCACAUCCGCGUUUGCGAAGAUCAAGACCGAGUUUGAGGGGCGCGGGUUGGGGCUGGCUGCUGCUGUUUACAAUGUCGGCGGCGGAUUCGCAGUCAAGCCCUUCCUCGAGUUGACGGCAUCCGACCUCGACGCCGGCCUCGACAGCAAUGCACGCGGCCUCUUCCACUUCGCGCAAGCCACCCUCCCCUCCCUCCUCGCCUCGGUCCCGACGUCCCCACACCCACCAACGCUCCUCGUGACGGGGGCGACGGCGUCGGUGCGGGGGUCGCCGCGGUUCGCGGCGUUCGCGGCCGGCAAGUUCGCGGGGCGGGCGCUGGGCCAGAGCCUGGCGCGCGAGUUCGGGCCCCGUGGUGUCCAUGUGGCUCAUGUGAUUGUGGACGGCGUGAUUGAUAUCCCGAGGACGAAGGGGUAUAACGUAAAUGAGGGGAAGGAGGAUGGGAAGAUUAGUCCGGAUGCGAUUGCCGACAGCUACUGGCAUUUGCAUACGCAGCAUCGCUCGAGCUUCACGCAGGAGCUGGAUCUGAGACCGUAUGUUGAGAAGUUUUGA